AGAGUGACUCGUUUUGAAUGUGUAACAGUGAAUUUUGGUUGCAGUGCGCUGAAAAGACCCGAGCUCAUAGUGAAAUCAGUAAAAAUAUUUAUCUUUCGCCGGAAGUACCUCAAACCAGCUAAAAUGAUACAUCGAUGGAGUGUGAAAUUUCAGUUCGUGUGCAGUUGAGAGCUAUACCGACUCGAAAGGACUGCUGUUACCCAUCGUCCAAGGUGGCGACGGUUCGGUAAUUUCUGUGCUGCUUUUUUUCCGCACACGAACACCAGCGAAAUCCGCAGAAGGGAGAAAAAAUAUACCUCUAUGUUUUGAACGGUACUCGGACUGCUAUCGCCGCCGCAGCUCGCUGUUGCUGCCUAUUGAAUACAACGCUGGCAGUGUGCCUGGCCUGUCUACUCCGCACUCUCUUUCUCGUUGCAUCUUCAUCCUUCUUCGCCGCGUUCAGUGCAACACUGACUGACUGCUGCUAGUGAUGAUGUUAUUAGUGCUGGACCGCGAAUGAAUCUAACGCGAGAGAGCGAGAGCAAAGCGAAUCAAAGCAGGCCAGCUCAGAGGAAAAAAGUUGAAAAAUAGAAACCUAUCACAGUGGCCAUUGCCGUCAUUGAGAUAAUCACUUCAAAGCAAAACGUAGGCAAAAUCGAAAUUCCACCGCAAUUGUUUGCGAUUGAUUGACUGAUUAGAAGAAGCUGCAGUGCAGUGUGAAAGCAGUCAGAACUAAGAGGGAGAAAGCAAGUGACAUUAGUGAAUCGAUCAGGAUGGCCUCAUCAGGUGGAGUGGACAUCCAUAUAGUGUCGAUGCCAAACCUGCAAAAAAUUGAAAAUUAUAUGCGAGAUUCUACCUAUCGGGAGACUUUAGAAGUCAGUGCAUCAUUCAAUACUCGAUUAUGUCUGGAACGAAGGAUGCGAUUGCCGUUCUUCGAUUCGCAAACUGGAGUAGCGCAGAAUCAUACUACUCUGUACGCGAAGCACUAUCGACGGAUGCCCGGGCACCGGGAAGGUCAACUUUACACAUACCCAUCAUCACGGUGGCGAAAGUCCAAGCGACAGUAUCUGACCAAAAUCCAGAACCUGCGACCGUUUAGCAAUUUUAGAACAAGUGGAACCUCUAGUAUACCAAUUGGCGAUUCCACGGAGCUGGCAGCGACUGCCGAGUCAGAGUUUAAUGCAUCACUGCUGGAAGAAUCCUCGCUGGGGGCGACACUGGACGCCGACAGCAAGGACAGUCACCAGAACCAACCCACGCCCAAGGAAGAACCCCUGCCCAAAGAUUGGUAUUACGACGAGAUGGCCCUGAACGACGAUGAUCUGGACGAUCCGGAAGGUGGUGACUCGGAUUACGACUACAACGUGAACGGCUACAAGAGGAAAACCAAGAAAAGUAGGCGCUCCAACGCCGGUGGAAGGAGAUCGAAGGCUAGUCAAGCGGCAGCGGCCGCUGCUGGGGAUUACGAUUCGGCUGCAUCGCCGGGUGGUUCGUCGCGGAAAGGUCGACCACCGGGUGGUAGCACCGGCAAGCGGGGUAGGAAACGCAACGCCAAGGAGACGGCAUCGUCGAUCGAGAAGGAGCUGGAGAGCAGUCUGAACGACAGCCUGGUGGAACCGCCCUCGUUCGAAUCGGUGGCCGCUGCGGUCGAUUUGAACGAGAACGGUGAAAAUGGGGCUGGCUAUGGUGGAAGUGCAGACCUGAGGAACUACCGGAAGUACCUGUAAGGCGACGGGGUGUUACUUCGAAAUGGUACCUUUGAGGCUGACUUGAACCCAGACCCUUUUCGAUGGAUGUUUUAUACGAUUGUGUUGUGCAGCGAACGCCUGCCAACCAAAAAUGGACGACAACGGGCCGUAGUAGAAACAAAAAUGAAGGAAGCAAUCUUCCAAUAUCGAGCAUCCUUGAAGGCAUGCCUUGUAUAAACCAAUCACAGCUGAAAGAAAGAAGAAAAUAUCAAAACAGAUCUAAAUUUAUUUCUCUUUUUAACUCGUAUCUAUUUGGAUAUUAUUGCAAUUCUGGUCAUCAUCAAAACUCUACUAACUAUUAUUAAUAUUACAAAGCUUUUUGUGUUUAAUAUGUUUUGCUUAUACAUUUCGGAUUGAAGAGAAAAUGCGACUUUCGACAUAGAAAAAUACUGGAAAAAUCUUCAAGCAAAUAGAGAUCGAAACGAUUCAAUUGUAAAUAGUACCCAGCAGGUUGUACUUCCUUUUUUUUAGAAACAAAUACAGAAACCAUCCUUGCUAUAGAACGAAAAUCGGAUUCUGUUACACCCCUACACACAUGCACACCGAAAUAGAUUUCACAUCUUCAAAAUGUUUAAUCAAAUAACAGCUUCUAACAGAGUUAUAUUUAAUUCUUAACAAACAGAUGAAACUAGAAACAAUUGCAAACGAGUCACACUAUUAUUUAGUUUGUUAAGAGUUUUAUUCAGUUUAGUAGGAAAAAAAACCAACUCCCACAGCAACCCGUAUGCAAGCACACCGGAUAACACUUACUUGUUGCAAUAGUUGUAGGAUUUAGCAGUAACAGCCACUCAUUUUGCGUGAAGUAUACCACAGACAGAGGAGACGCGAAGGAACAUAACUACCACGAGAGGAACGUUUGGAAAACGGACCGUCGGUGGCAUAGUGGAAUGAAAACCGAACAAGUUUCACAUUAUUGUCUAAGUGUAAAUGGAUUUUUCAACGACGAUAUAUUUACUUAUUAUUCCAUUAUUAUCCCCUUCUUGUAGCGAUAUGAUAAUUAUAAAAUAAAAACAGCAAACAACACAAACAAACACACGGUACACACUCACCAACAUGGAAAAAAAGACAAAUAUUGGAGAGUUCCGUCAAACAGGAAGAAAGAUACAAGUCACCGCGUAAAUGAGAAGAUUAAAUUUAUGAAAUAAAACAAACAGCAAACAAAAAACUAAAAAGGAACAGCCGAAAACAAAACCAUGUACAUGAAUAUACAUAGAUAUCUAUAUGGACACUGAAGAUGGAUGCUGAAUAAAAUGAGGAAAUAUUUUCCAAAAUCUAA
Armigeres subalbatus is the source of this 3003-nucleotide messenger RNA. Its product is annotated as zinc finger protein ubi-d4. Bases 753 to 1706 code for a protein of 317 amino acids. The record is from RefSeq and is a predicted model, not a curated record. Lineage: Eukaryota; Metazoa; Arthropoda; Insecta; Diptera; Culicidae. The transcript is spliced from 2 exons.